Messenger RNA from Adineta ricciae, 426 nucleotides. Lineage: Eukaryota; Metazoa; Rotifera; Eurotatoria; Adinetida; Adinetidae. The record is from the annotation of a GenBank genome assembly.
AUGGAUGUUGAUAUAGGAGAAAUCGUAACGAACUUCAAAAAAGCAUAUCCCAAUGAUGACUUCUUGGUUCAGAAGCAUAAACCAUGUACAAGCGCCGGUCGGUAUCAUGGAGAUACAUUAUUGGAUGUUAAAUUAGAAGUCGGCGAGUGUCUGACAAUCUACAAAUUGGAGAAGUCUUCUGGCUCUGCUAGUAUCAAUUCUGAUGAAUUGAAAUCGAAAGCAUUUCCAUUUGUCUACGAUACGAAAAGCGAAACGGAUAUAGAAAAAAGACACGAUCUCAUUCGUACGAGCUUAAAGAAUUUGCUCCCAAACUAUCGUGUUCAUACAUUCAUCUUUACAGAAAACUGCGUUCAUGCAGGUUACUACAAAGCAUGUGCAAGUUUCAAGAAGGAAUACGGAUCAGACUUUAUUGUUUUCUUAACUUAA